GCAGAAACGUGCUGUGGUAUGGAUCAGUAUUCGGAAUCUUUUUUUUAUUGAAAAAAAAAUGAAUGAUCGGUAUUCAGAUCUUAGCGGAUUGUUUACAACGACCGAUCGCGGAAUCUGCUGGACUGGAGAAAGCACUUCACGCUUCCCGCGUGCUCACCAAUUAUGUUACCUUGACUCUUGAAGGGAUCGAGCAACCGGGUCCCUCGCUCCGACGCCUUCAGCUGCCAAAAUCAGUGCCAGUCACUAUCGACUAAGCUCAUCAGUCCGGUGAAUUUCGAGAAGCUACGCAAUCAUCAUACUCUGCUCGACCUACUAGCUAGUAGCGCAGUGCAGUAGAGACGCACGGCGGUCAGCACCAAAUCAGCAGAGAGAUCACACCUGCAGCGAGCGACGACAGAGGGUGCGAUAAUGGCGACGCCGGCGCUGGUGCUCCUGCCGGAGUGGGGCUCCGGCCACCUCAUGUCCAUGCUCGAGUCCUGCAAGCGCGUGCUCCUCAGCGGCGGCGGCGGCGGCAAGGCCUUCUCCAUCACCCUGCUCGUCGUGCGCCCGCCCACCGACGAGGCCACCUCCGAGGUGGAGGCGCACGUGCGCCGGGAGGCCGCGUCGGGGCUAGACAUCCGCUUCCACCGCCUCCCCGCCGUGGACCCGCCCGCGGGCGACCUCGGGGUCGAGGAGUUCUCCGCGCUCUACCUCAGCCUCCACGCGCCGCACGUCCGGGAUGCCAUCGCCGGCAUGGAGUGCCCCGUCGCCGCGCUCGUGCUCGACCUCUUCGCCGCGACGCUGGUCGACGAGGCGCGGGACCUCGGGGUGCCCUCCUACGUCUUCAUGUCGUCCACGGGCGCCAUGCUCGCGCUCAUGCUGCACCUGCCCGUGCUCCACGAGCGGGUCACCGUGGAGUUCGACGAGGUGGAGGGGGAGAUCGAGGUGCCGGGCCUGCCGCCGGUGCCGCCGGCCAACAUGCCGUGCCCCGUCGUGGACAAGAAGAGCCCCAACUACACGUGGUUCGUACGCCUCGGCGACAGCUUCAUGGACGCCACGGGCAUCAUCGCCAACACCGCGGACGCUCUCGAGCCGGGGCCCCUCGCGGCCAUCGCCGAGGGACGGUGCGUGCCGGGGCGCCCCGCGCCGCCGGUGUACCCGGUCGGCCCCGUGUUGUCGCUCGGCGACCGCUCGCCGUCGCACGAGUGCGUCAAGUGGCUGGACGCGCAGCCGCCGGCGUCGGUGGUGUUCCUCUGCUUCGGGAGCAUGGGCUGGUUCGACCCGCCGCAGGUGGUGGAGAUCACCGCCGCGCUGGAGCGGAGCGGCCAGCGCUUCCUGUGGGUCCUGCGUGGCCCGCCUUCGUCGGAGACGGGCGCCGGCUCCCCGGACGGGUCGGAGCACCCGACGGACGCGAACCUGGACGAGAUCCUCCCGGAGGGAUUCCUGGAGCGGACCAAGGGCAGGGGCAUGGUGUGGCCCAAAUGGGCGCCGCAGAAGGACAUCCUGGCGCACCCGGCCGUGGGCGGCUUCGUGACGCACGGCGGCUGGAACUCGGUGCUGGAGAGCCUGUGGCACGGCGUGCCGAUGGCGCCGUGGCCGCUCUACGCGGAGCAGCACCUGAACGCGUUCGAGCUGGUGGCGGACAUGGGCGUGGCCGUGCCGCUGAAGGUGGACAGGAAGCGGGACAACUUCGUGGAUGCCGCGGAGCUGGAGGGAACAGUGAAGGAGUUGAUGGGCGGCGGCGAGGUGGGGAGGAAGGCGAGGGAGAAGGCCAAGCAGAUGAUGGCCGUGUGCAGGGAGGCCGUGGCGGAGGGCGGGUCGUCGCAUGCCGCGCUGCAGAGGCUCGCCCAGGCGCUCCACGACGGCGCGGCGAUGCCCAAGAAGUGAAAGGCCCGGCAGCGUAGCCGUGUGCUCGUCGAUCGUUCGAUCAUGGCGCGUCCAUGGAUCACGGGCUCGUGGUGUUUCUUUUCAGGAUUUUACCAGUUGUUCGCGAGGUAAAGGUUGGAUGCGGCAGAGUUGAUUUGUGUUCAAUCAUCAGUCCGCAAUAAUAAACGCCGGUUGCCUUUUGCGCGUGUCA
Messenger RNA from Setaria italica (foxtail millet), 2056 nucleotides. Its product is annotated as anthocyanidin 3-O-glucosyltransferase 2. The coding region runs from base 409 to 1866 and encodes 485 amino acids. The transcript has a single exon. Lineage: Eukaryota; Viridiplantae; Streptophyta; Magnoliopsida; Poales; Poaceae. Gene Ontology annotation, molecular function: UDP-glycosyltransferase activity. The record is from RefSeq and is a predicted model, not a curated record.